AUGUCGAAGAUUCUGACCAUCUUCGGCGCUACAGGCAUUCAAGGCGGCUCUGUCGUUAAUGCUGUAUUGGCUGACAAGGUGCUCUCCAGAGGUUUUAAAAUUCGCGCAAUCACCCGCGACGCUUCUAAGCCCCAGGCAUUGGCCCUGAAAAACCGUGGGCUUGACGUUGUAGUGGCCGAUUUGUCCUCUCCUGAGACAGUUACCGCUGCCGUAAGUGGCUCACAUACCGUAUUUCUCGUCACCAACUUUUGGGAGUUGAUGUCGAAGGAACAAGAGAUCCACCAAGGGAAAGUUGUCACAGAUGCUUGCGUAAUUGCUGGGGUGCAGCAUCUGAUUUUCUCCUCUCUCAUCAAUGUUACAACAGCUAGUGGAGGGCGAUUGACACAUGUUCGUCACUUUGACAGCAAAGCAGCAAUUGAACAGUAUGUCCGACAGAGUCAUAUUUCGGCAACGUUCGUCCUAGCCGGGGCGUACAUGUCAAACUACUUUGAUGCGAUCCGCCAGAAUAAUGAUGGAUCUUAUGCUAUGGCUAUGCCCAUUUCUGGACACAAGGCUCAGAUACCUCUCCUAGAUGCUCUCGGUGAUACCGGCAAAUUUGUCAAGGCAGCGAUGAAGAAUUUCCCAAGAUACGUUGGGAAGCAUAUCCUUGCCGCCUCUGAGUAUUAUACUCCAGAUCGCUUGAUGAGCGAAUUCUCGGAGGUUAUUGGUAGAGAUGCUAGCUUUGUGCAAGUAUCGCCCGAAGCUGCCAAGGAUUUAUUUCCCGCGGCUAGAGCUGAGGAGAUGGUGGACAAUCUGCUGCUUCUUGAGGACCCUGGCUACUUUGCAGGUGAACCCUUGGAGGAGAGUUUGGCGCUUUUAGACGAGAGGCCAAGUUCUUGGAAAGCGUUUGCCGUGGAGAAUGUGGAUAAGUGGCUGUGA
Molecule: messenger RNA, 918 nt
Organism: Clonostachys byssicola
Lineage: Eukaryota; Fungi; Ascomycota; Sordariomycetes; Hypocreales; Bionectriaceae
Source: the annotation of a GenBank genome assembly